Molecule: messenger RNA, 1353 nt
Organism: Homalodisca vitripennis (glassy-winged sharpshooter)
Lineage: Eukaryota; Metazoa; Arthropoda; Insecta; Hemiptera; Cicadellidae
Product: translation initiation factor IF-2, mitochondrial-like
Molecular function (GO): GTPase activity; GTP binding
Source: RefSeq, a predicted model, not a curated record
CAAUUUUGUGUGUGUAUGUUAAUCUGGUACAUUGUUGCAGUACCUAUAAUUGUGGCAGUCAAUAAGAUCGAUAAGCCUGGAGCAGAUAUAGAAAGGACCAAGAGGAUGCUGGCACAGCUAGGUCUGACCUUGGAGGACUGGGGAGGCGAUGUACAGGCUGUCCCAAUAUCAGCGCUGAAAGGCACCAAUGUGGACACCCUGGUUGAAGCCAUUGCACUCCAAGCUGAGCUGAUGGGGCUGAAAGCUGACUACCAGGGCCUGGUGGAGGGAACAAUCAUUGAAGCUAGCACCGACCAGUCUCGGGGAAAGCUGGCGACAGUACUGGUGUCUCGAGGCACACUCCAGCGCGGCUCUAUCGUGGUGGCCGGCCUGGCCUGGGCGAAGGUGCGCUCACUAUUCAAUGAGGACCAGCAAGUCCUGCAGCAGGUGACUCCAGGCAUGGCAGCUCAGGUCAUUGGCUGGCGGUCCCUGCCUUCCGCUGGCGACUUGCUGCUAGAGGUCAUCUCCGAGAAAAAAGCGACUCAAGUCAUUAAAUGGCGCGAGGAGAACAAAAUGAAGGAAAAGGCAUUGGAAGAUUUACAAGUCAUUCAGGCGAAAAUGACGGAGCAUCAAGAAGUCUAUAAAACUCAACUGGAGCAGAGAAGGAAACUUGGCAGGAGAAGAUUAAAACCAACUGGGCCACGGCAGAAAGAAUUUCAAGAAGACAAUGAAAUUAGAGUCAGUAUUGUACUUAAAGGUGAUGUGGACGGGUCUGUGGAAGCUAUCCUGGACGUGUUGGACACAUACAGUGGCACCGUUUGUAAGUUAGAACUGGUUCACUACGGAGUUGGUGGUGUCACCCUUUCAGACGUGGAAUUGGCAAUCGCAUUCAAAGCAAUUAUUUACACUUUUAAUGUCGGCGUGUUGAACGAUGCUGUGGAAAAGGCGAAUUCAAGUGCAGUGAUGAUCAAGAAACACAAUGUUAUAUAUAAAUUAGUCGACGAUCUCAAGGAAGAAAUGGAAAAGAAACUUCCGACAACUGAAGUGGAGGAGAAUUUAGGUGAAGCUAAUGUUCUUGAGCAGUUUCUUGUGACCGAAGGCAGGAAGAAGGUGCCGAUCGCAGGGUGCCGGUGUGUUAAGGGGGUGCUCAAGAAAAACGCACUGUUCCGUCUAAUACGAAAUGAAGAAAUUUUGUACGAUGGUAAGUUGGAAUCGAUGAGACACCUGAAGAAUGAGGUGGAUUCCAUCAAGACAGAUCUGGAGUGUGGAUUACGGCUGGCUGACCCGAGUGUACAAGUGCGACCCGGAGAUGUAAUCAUCUGCUACGUCACCCGUCAACAGUCCCAGACUUUGGACUGGGACCCUGGCUUCUAG